CACUCGGUCCCUCACGCUCUCCUCCGGCCUCUGGGGAAACGGAACUACUGCGUCCAGAACAGUGGUUUCCGGGCAGCGGUCGCGGCCGGAUUGACAGGCGGGCGGGCAGUGGGCGGAACUUCCGGCCGCUGUUCCGUCAGCUGCCUUCUCCGGGCGUCUCCCCGCAACCCUCCUGAACUCUUGUCCGUGACGCCGUGCCAGGAAGAGAUCUGAGGGGAACGGGCCCCGGGGAGCGUGAGCUGCUGGUGAGGACCCGUUAAGAGAAGAUGGAUGCACAGAGCUCAGCCAGAGUCAACUCAAGGAAGAGGAGGAAAGAGGCCCUGGGACCGAAUGGGGCGACAGAGGAAGACGGAAUUCCCUCCAAAGUACAGCGCUGCGCAGUGGGCUUACAGGAGCCAGCUCCUUUUUCUGAUGAAAUCGAAGUGGACUUUAGUAAGCCCUACGUCAGGGUAACUCUGGAAGAAGCCAGCAGAGGAACUCCUUAUGAGCGGCCUGUGCGAGUCUAUGCAGACGGAAUAUUUGACUUGUUUCACUCUGGCCAUGCCCGGGCAUUGAUGCAAGCGAAGAACCUCUUCCCUAAUACAUACCUCAUUGUGGGAGUCUGCAGUGAUGAGCUAACACACAACUUCAAAGGCUUCACAGUGAUGAACGAGAAUGAGCGAUAUGACGCCGUCCAGCACUGCCGCUACGUGGACGAGGUGGUGAGGAACGCGCCCUGGACCCUGACCCCCGAGUUCCUGGCGGAGCACCGGAUUGAUUUCGUAGCCCACGAUGACAUCCCUUACUCUUCCGCUGGGAGCGAUGAUGUCUAUAAGCACAUCAAGGAGGCAGGCAUGUUCGCGCCAACUCAGAGGACAGAAGGCAUCUCCACGUCAGACAUCAUCACCCGCAUUGUCCGCGACUACGACGUGUACGCCAGACGCAACCUACAGCGGGGCUACACAGCCAAGGAGCUCAACGUCAGCUUCAUCAAUGAGAAGAAAUAUCACCUGCAGGAGCGGGUUGACAAAGUAAAGAAGAAGGUAAAAGAUGUGGAGGAAAAGUCCAAAGAGUUUGUUCAGAAGGUGGAGGAAAAAAGCAUUGACCUCAUCCAGAAAUGGGAAGAGAAGUCCCGAGAGUUCAUUGGCAAUUUCCUGGAAAUGUUCGGUCCAGAAGGAGCACUGAAACACAUGCUGAAAGAGGGAAAAGGCCGGAUGCUGCAGGCCAUCAGCCCCAAGCAGAGCCCCAGCAGCAGCCCGACCCGGGAGCGCUCCCCCUCCCCCUCCUUCCGCUGGCCUUUCUCUGGCAAGACGUCCCCGCCCGCCUCCCCAGCUGGUCUCUCUAGGCACAAGGCCAUGGCCUACGACAUCAGUGAGGAUGAAGAAGACUAACUUUCAUCCCUUUCCUCUCCCUCUGUCCUGUCACCUUCAGAAACUCUGUCAGUUCCACAUUGUGACCCUAACAUUAAGCCUAAGGACAGCUACAAAGGAAAGAACUGGGGGGCAAGAGGACCUGGGAAUAGGGAGCCAAGCAGCCCAUCCUUAAGAAACAUCUGUCACUACCCCAAGGAGGCCAGCUGCACCUUAGAAGCCUGUCUGCAUCCACCCACCCACCCCUGCCCCAAGGACUUUGCUUUACUGUUUCUGUUCAUGUGAUCUUGACAGGGAAAUUGUCAUUUUUAUUAAUUUUUUAAAAAUAGUCUCUCAAAUAUAGUAAGUAGGACUAAUUUUCUGCCCCUGAGGAGUGGGCAGAAGAGGGAGGCGGUGUAAUACCCAGCAGCCUUUUCUUCUUGAUACACUGUAAUGUCUGCCUUCUGUCCUGAAGCGAAGUGGCUUUCCAAGACCGGGAUGCCAUGAGCCACGCUGACGGGCAGUUUAGGGGAGUGGCGUGCGUCCUUACAAACAAGCUUAAGCUAAGAGUGACUCGCGCAAGUCCCCUGGCUGUGCCCCUGGUGUGCCUGUCAGCAUGGCUGUGGGAAGAUGAUCUGAGCCUAACUUUUCUUACUCCCUGAGGAGUUUCUUGUUGACCCAAUGGGGUCCAUGAAGAUACUGAUGGGGUCGGAACCAGACCACACAGCAUCAGCUGCAGUUUCUCCUCUGUGUUCGUCUUCUCAGAACAUUCUGUUGCCCAGUUAUGUGGGAGCUCAUGUCAGUCUCUCUCGUGCAACCUGACCUUAAAGGAGGGACACUCUGAGGGUUAUGGUGACUGAGAGGGGAGUGGGACAGAAUUAAUGCUGCGCAGUCGGUUUAGAUCCAUCUCCUGCUGGGAGUCCGGCUCUGGCCUGCCUGCCGCCUGUGUCGAUGCUGUUAGCCUCUCUGACACAGUGUCCACGGUGGGAGCAUGGUCCCUUCAUCCUUGUGCUCAUAGACAGCACUAAGUACAGAUUGGCGUGGGAUACGGAAUCCAAAGCAUGAUAAAAAACCUGCUUUUCUCAAACCAGAGCCUUAUCCUGCCUUCUGCCCUCUUAACAACAUUCAUGACAAGAACCAAGGUGGAGUAUUUCUUGCCCUCUGAGGGCUACGCGGCAGGGACUUCCGGUGUGGGUGCCCACAAAAAGCACCUGGCAGGUUGUUCCCCCUCCCACCUGUGCCUGGCAGGCUUUUCCCCGCUCAGGCUUCCCUCUCUGAAUUGUACAUUUGAAUUUCAAAUCAAAGAAUGCUGAUGCUUGGCAUUUGCCCAGGGAUCUGAUUUCAGAUCCGCUAGCAUUCUAUCACCUCA
Messenger RNA from Fukomys damarensis (Damara mole-rat), 2697 nucleotides. It is a transcript of the gene Pcyt1a, whose product is annotated as phosphate cytidylyltransferase 1, choline, alpha. Lineage: Eukaryota; Metazoa; Chordata; Mammalia; Rodentia; Bathyergidae. Gene Ontology annotation, cellular component: endoplasmic reticulum. Bases 267 to 1370 code for a protein of 367 amino acids. The record is from RefSeq and is a predicted model, not a curated record. Gene Ontology annotation, molecular function: choline-phosphate cytidylyltransferase activity; phosphatidylcholine binding. Gene Ontology annotation, biological process: CDP-choline pathway. The transcript has 9 exons.